Messenger RNA from Colletotrichum phormii, 727 nucleotides. RefSeq lists its product as uncharacterized. Lineage: Eukaryota; Fungi; Ascomycota; Sordariomycetes; Glomerellales; Glomerellaceae. The record is from RefSeq and is a predicted model, not a curated record. Bases 112 to 609 code for a protein of 165 amino acids. The transcript has a single exon.
UGCUGACGGGGCGAGAGGGGAGAUAUGCAGGAACCACGACAGGAGGUGAGCCGAGGUGGCGAAGAGGAUGGCCAAAUAUGAAGAAGGAUGGGAUGAUAACGGAUGGGCUAGAUGGGUAUCGAAUGUGUAUUGAUGAUGUUGUUGAUCUUGGAUCGUCGUGGACGUCGCCGGUUAUGCGUCGGUCGUGGUCUGCGUCUGCAUCUGCAUGUAAUGUCGUUGCGUGCGCCGGGUCGGGAUGGGAGACCGGGACGUUUUAAUGAGCGGUUGAAUUUUUUGGAGAAAUUUAAAUGUUCGGAAGGAGGCCGGGAUUUUGGGAAGGCGGGCGUGGAGGUGGAGGGGCAGGUCCCACAGGACAGGCCGAGGAUGGAACUGCUGUGGAAGCAGAGGCAGCGCCUUCCUUGUUGCCCGUGUUGCUUCUUCCGCCGUGCCUCCCUCCUUCUUCUUGCCAUCCUUCCUCGAGUAUUCUGUUUCUCUUCCCGUUUUAAAGCGAUGCUUACACCUUCCCAUUCUUUACUCCAGGGUACGUACGGAGUACAAAGUAGUCAGUCAUCCUUCCAUCCACACAUCUCGGGAAGGACCAGAGAGCAACACCUGCUGACAUGGACUUGACACAUUUCGCUCGCACACUCUUACACACACAAACAACACGGCACUCGUACCCUCCACUUUGGGUUUACAUCGCCUCGGAUCGGGCAGGCGGCUACGGCAGUAGCUCGGCUCCCGCGGU